UUCAUUAUGUCAAGAGAUCGUGAUAAGUAUAGGAAAUAUUUAUCUGGAAAUGAAAAAAGAGCAAAAAAAGCUAAAAUAGAACUAGAAAAAAGUAAAAUUCGUGGCUCUAUGAGGAAAUUUAUUAACAAUUCCAAUUCCAGUUCUAGCAAUGUUACACUCACGUCUAACUAUGAAAAGCCAUCUACUUCUAAGUCACAACUACAAGACACCAGCAAUCAUGUAUUUGAGUUGGAGGACCCAGCAAAUUGGACAUCAGUUAUUGACAGGCAGUAUCGUUCAUGUAUUGCCAAUAAAGGGGCAAUUCAAAUAAAAAAUUUUAAAUUUCCAGUGAAUAAAGAACAAAGAUCAUUCUCUGAAAACUAUUAUUACAAGACUAUGACAAAUGGUGAAAAGGUAAUAAGACCAUGGCUCAUAUAUUCAAAAAAAAAUGGAUGCUGUAUUUUGUUUUUCGUGUCGGUUGUUCCCAAAUCCUAAGAACAAAACUAGUUUUACUGAUGGCUUCAAUGACUGGAAACAUUUAUCUGAACGAAUUAAAAGCCAUGAUUCUUCAAUUUAUCAUAAAAAGUCUAAUCAACAAUGGUUAGAAUUAUCAUGGCGUAUAGAUAGUGGUAAAACUUUAGACAGUGAACUUCAAAAAGAAAUUCAAACUGAAAAAGACCGCUGGAGAACAGUACUGAAAAGAAUAAUAGCUUGUAUUAUUUAUCUUGCUCAACAAAAUGACGCGUUCAGAGGAAAAAACUGUACCAUUUAUACAGAAUCAAAUGGUAAAUUUCUUAAACUUCUUGAAAUGAUAGCAAGUUUUGAUAAUCCUAUGGCUGAACACUUGAGAAAUAUAAAAAAUAAAAUAAUCCAUCAACAUUAUUUGGGACCCAGGAUACAAACUGAAUUAAUACAUUUGAUUGGAAGUAAAAUAAGGACAGAAAUCGUAACACGUAUUAAAACAGCAAAAUAUUACACUAUUAUGCUUGACGGAACUCCUGAUGCAUCUCACAAGGAACAAUUAACGUUAAUCAUCAGAAUUUUACAGAUAACUAAAACUUAUAGUAAUGUUAAAGUUUCGGUGGAAGAAUAUUUUUUAAACUUUUUACACAUAACUUUGAAAACUGGAUUAGGAUUAUUUGAUGCUUUAAAGCAAGAGUUAUCAAAUUUAGGUUUAUGUUUAUCAAAUUGUCGUGGCCAAGGUUAUGACAAUGGUGCAAAUAUGGUUGGACAUAAGCAAGGUGUACAGGCUAGAAUUUUAAAUGAAAAUUCAAGAGCGUUAUUCUUGCCGUGUUGUGCUCGAUCAUUAAAUCUUUUAUUAGGGGAUAUGGCAAAUUGUAUUCCACGAGCUAUGACCUUUUUCGGAGUGAUACAAAGGUUGUACACUUUAUUUUCUGCUUCUACAGAGCGUUGGGAAAUUUUGAAAAAACAUUUAAAAUGUUUAACAUUGAAACAGUUGUCUGAUACUCGAUGGGAGUGCCGAUUAGAAUCUGUGAAGGCCGUGAAAAUGCAACUUAAAGAGAUAAAUGAAGCGUUAAUAGAAGUAAGUGAAUCUACAUCAAUACCGGCAAUUAAAAGUGAAGCUAUUUCACUUGCUGAACAUGAAAUGUCUUACGAAUUUGUGCUAAAAUCAAUAAUAUGGUAUAAUUUAUUAAAUAAUAUUAAUAAAAUUAGCAAAUCUCUGCAAAAUGAAAGCAUUUCAAUUGAUUUUGCUGUAAAUAAUUUGAAAGGUUUCAAUCAGUUUUUAAAUAAGUAUCGAGAAAAUGGAUUUAAUGAAGCAAAAGAAGAAGCUAUACUUAUUUGCAAACAAAUCAAUAUAAAACCAGAGUUUAAGUCAAAAAGAAUAAGUUUAAAGAAACGAAUGUUUAAUUAUGAAAGCUCUCCUAUAUUAUGUUCAAAAAAAUGAAGAAGAAACUUUUGUCAAUGAUUUUUUUUUACCAAUUUUAGAUCAAGGAAUUAUGUCUAUAAAUCAAAGAUGGGUGAAUCUUAAUUGGAUCAUUUUUACAAUUAUUUUGGAUUUCUCUUUGAUAUUGGUAAUUUAUCUACUGUUGAUUCAGAUACAUUGAUAAAGAGUUGCAAUGAUCUUCAGAUUCUUUUACAAUCUGGUGAAAACAUGGACAUAAGUGGAACUGAGUUGUAUGAUGAGCUUUGUCUUCUUUCAGAAAUAAUAGAAAAAGGUACUCCAUCUCUUCAUGUUUUACAAAAAAUCCUUAGCAAUAGUGUUGGUGAUGUUUAUGCUAAUGUUGCUAUAGCAUUAAGGAUUAUGUUCACAUUACCAGUUUCAACAGCAACAGCCGAGAGAUCAUUCUCUAAACUAAAGUUGAUAAAAAAUUACCUAAAAACCACAUUAAAUCAGGAAAAAACGACAAACUUAGCUAUAAUAUCAAUUGAACGUGAUAUAGUAGACGAAAUGCACUUUGAUGAUAUUAUUCACACAUUUGCUGAUCACAAAUCAAGAAAAAUCAAUUUUUAAAUACUAUUAUAUGUGUACCUACAAUAAUGACAUGUUAUAUGUAUUAUUAAAAGAAACAACAAUUUAAUCAUAA
Molecule: messenger RNA, 2525 nt
Organism: Daktulosphaira vitifoliae (grape phylloxera)
Lineage: Eukaryota; Metazoa; Arthropoda; Insecta; Hemiptera; Phylloxeridae
Exons: 3
Coding region: 428-1885 (485 amino acids)
Source: RefSeq, a predicted model, not a curated record